This is a messenger RNA of Acanthochromis polyacanthus (spiny chromis), 2308 nucleotides long. It is a transcript of the gene ttc8, whose product is annotated as tetratricopeptide repeat domain 8. Gene Ontology annotation, molecular function: protein binding. The record is from RefSeq and is a predicted model, not a curated record. Gene Ontology annotation, biological process: non-motile cilium assembly. Gene Ontology annotation, cellular component: non-motile cilium; ciliary basal body; BBSome. Lineage: Eukaryota; Metazoa; Chordata; Actinopteri; Pomacentridae. The transcript has 14 exons. The coding region runs from base 103 to 1620 and encodes 505 amino acids.
UACCGCCCUCGUCUGCUGUUGCCGAGCAACAAAGGAAGCCUCGGUGUGUCGCCAUCGUCUCCGUCUUGCUAUCCGAGUUUUACACCUUUUCUCUCUAAAGCAAUGGAGGUGACGAUGGACCCUUUGUUUCUGGCGUGGAGCUACUUCAGAAGAAGGAAACUGCAACAGUGUUCAGAUAUUUGUACAAAGAUAUUACAGGACAACCCCUACGACCAGGCUGCCUGGAGCCUGAAAACCUGUGCAAUUACAGAGAUGGUCUAUAUAGAUGAAGUUGAGGUUGACCAGGAGGGGAUUGCUGAGAUGAUGCUGGAUGAGAGCUCCAUUGCUCAGGUUGCACGACCUGGAACAUCACUGAGACUCCCUGGUACAAGUCAUGGUGGAGGUCCCACGCCAGCUGUCAGGCCUAUGACACAGUCGGGGCGUCCUAUCACAGGAUUUGUGAGACCCAGCACACAGUCGGGUCGCCCUGGAACUAUGGAGCAGGCCAUCAGAACCCCUCGCACCGCAAGCACUGCUCGUCCUGUCACUAGUGCUUCCGGCAGAUUCAUCCGUUUGGGAACAGCUUCAAUGUUAACCAAUCCAGAGGGACCUUUUAUAAACUUGUCAAGACUAAAUCUGGCCAAGUAUUCUCAAAAACCCAGUUUAUCCAGGACACUAUUUGAGUACAUCUUCCAUCAUGAAAAUGACGUGAAAAAUGCUCUCGAUUUGGCUGCUCAAGCUACUGAACAUGCACAGUUCAAAGACUGGUGGUGGAAAGUUCAACUGGGAAAAUGUUAUUACAGGCUUGGGCUUUAUAGAGAAGCAGAAAAACAAUUUCGCUCCGCUCUCAACCACCAAGAGGUGGUAGAUACGUAUCUGUACCUUGCAAAGGUUUAUCAGCGCCUGGAUCAGCCAGUAACAGCACUCAACCUAUUCAAGCAAGGCCUGGACCACUUCCCUGGUGAAGUAACCCUUCUAACAGGAAUUGCUCGCAUCCAUGAGGAGAUGAAUAACAUUUUAUCAGCCACAGAGUACUACAAAGAUGUCCUGAAACAAGACAACACUCAUGUGGAGGCUAUAGCGUGUAUAGGCAGCAAUCACUUCUACACUGAUCAGCCCGAGAUCGCCCUGCGGUUCUAUAGACGGCUGCUCCAGAUGGGAGUGUAUAAUUGCCAGCUGUACAACAACCUGGGUCUGUGCUGUUUCUACGCCCAGCAGUACGAUAUGACUCUGUCCUCAUUUGAGAGGGCUCUGGCCCUGGUGUCCAGUGAUGAGGAGCAGGCUGAUGUCUGGUACAACAUAGGACAUGUGGCUGUGGGGAUAGGGGACCUGACGCUGGCCUAUCAGUGUUUUAAGCUGACCUUGGCUUUUAAUAAUGACCAUGCUGAGGCCUAUAACAACCUGGCGGUGCUGGAGCUGCGCAAAGGUCACGUCGAACAGUCUAAAGCUUUCCUGCAAACUGCUGCAUCACUGGCACCUCACAUGUACGAACCACACUUCAAUCUCUGUAUUCUCUCUGAAAAGAUUGGAGACCUUCAGAGCAGCUACACUGCGGCCCAGAAGUCUGAAGAUGCCUUUCCAGAGCACGUCGACACUCAGCAGCUCCUCAGACAACUCCGGCAGCACUUUGCGGUGCUGUGAGGGUCAGACCACCACACUGGUAUUCAUCAGGGUUCCAAACACAGAGUUAAUAAAAUAGUGGGAGGCUGGGAGGGUUAGUAGUGAGAUAGAGGAAUCAACAAAAGGGUUUAUGUUUAUUUAUUGAAUGGUACAAUUACACUAAACUGCCAGCUUAUAAGGUAGGCAUGUUAUAUUCUAUUGGAUACAGUAAAGCGUAGUGAAUGUCCAGAUUAAAUUUUGCAUUCCAACAUUGAGUCUGGAUGUGACUGGUCGUUCUCUUUUGACCUCUUUAAUCCACAAGCUGUUGUAGACAUGCUGUGCUCAGAAUCACUGAUCACUGGUGGUUCUUUGCUUUUCGCACCUCACUGUAAAACUCUGGAACAGUAGGGUGUGAAAAGAUGACCGCAGUUUGGGAAUUGCUAGAGCUAAAGCGCCUGAUUACCGAAUUUAAGUUAGCACUAAGUAGUUUUUACGGCCCAUGUCAUGGUGAUUUUCAAAUGUAUAUGAAGGUGGAGGUGUUCCUGAUAAACUGGCAAUCUAGUGUACAGAUUUGUACAGAACUGCAUAUGUACAUUGUAAAGAUAAAGAUAUAGUAAAUUAAUUCACAUACAAUUUCUAGUUUGUUUCAUAAAUCAGAUGUAUUUUUCGUAUUUAAAAGUUUCUUGCUAUUUUGUAGUCUCAACAGUACAAUAAAAAACUAUUCAGAAGA